CAACCUCUGCAGCUUCAGUGAAAUCACUGUCCUCAGCCUGAACUGAGCUCCAUCAGGAUUGUGGAGAGGGCAGUACUGGGGAUUUACUUUACAUAUACCCCUAGCUCCUUUCAGCUGGACACUGAAACCUUCAUUUUUCUUCUUCACCUGACACUCAAGCUUCACACAAGAUAUCAACUAUGCCGAAGAUCUUGAUCCUCCCAGCGCUGCUUGUUUUGCUUAUGCCUCUUCUCAUACAAGCACAAGAGGAGCUAAGUGGGGACAAAUCUGAGGAAUCUGGUGCUUUUGAAUCUGGGCAAGCAAGUGGGGAGCUUAGCGGAGAAGCAAGUGGUGAAUCUAGUAGACAAGUCAGUGGAGAGCUAGGCUGGGAGCCCAGUGGGCAAUCUAUGGGUCAAUCCAGCCUCCCCGAGGAAAGCAGUGGAAGUGGAUCUGAGCCCUCAUAUGAAAUAGAUUGAGAUGGAUGAAACGUCCCACCCACUCCCUUUACAUCAUCAGCUGCAUUGAAGGAGAUUUCAAGCCUCAAAAUGAGAAGCACAACAUCACCCUUGAGAAAUGAGUGUGUAGAGCAUUAGCAAGAGUGCUGUUGAGUUUGUUAAAUUUCUAACAUUUGUGAUUAUUCUCUUAAUAAAGUAUUUAGGGUGCAUUAUAUUCUGAAAAGUGACUGUAAAAAUGGUUACUUUUCAUUCAGUAGCUCUGCUGUGUGCAUGUAUCAAACUCAGAGUGACUGACUUUAGUGACUAAAAUAUGUUUUUUGUGUGUUCAUCCUGAAGAGCCAUCACAGUUCAGAGAGAAGAAGCUGGAGUCUAUGCCUUCUUCUGCAUCAUCCACAGAAUUAUUUACUGAAGUCUGGUUACACCUGUGCGAAGCCAUUGAUGGGAAUGGGACUGCACAAGUGUUACUGAGGGCAGAAUUUGGCCUGGAGUGCUUUUACUAUUGGUGUUGAUGUACGGGAAAAAAAGAACCCUGCUUGAUUCUUGGAGCUCAGGCUGAGUUUACAGAGUCAGCAGCUAGAAAAAACAACAUUUUUAUUUUUAUUAAUUUGAUCUGGAGUCCCAGAAAGAUUAUAUGCAUGGAGCCCCACAAUGCCAUUUAUACAGUCACUUUUCAAAAUAUGACUAUCAUCCAAGCUGUGAUGAAUUGGAGGGAUCUAUUGAGAGGUGAUGUGCAAUAAUUAAACUGUGACCUCUGAGAAUUCUCCAAGCAGGUGAACAUUCUGCCAUUCUCUCAACUAAGAUCUAUCCCUUGCUAAUAUAACGAUCACUGUACAUAAAAAAUGAUGACAUUAAAAUGCUGAUAGUGUGGCUCUCUAUUGCAGCAGCAGAUCACAUCCUCUCCUUGCCUACAUAAUGUUUUUUUUAAUUCUUUCACUUCAUGAUCUUACACACUAGCAACAGUACUGCAUAUUACAAUCUAACAAUAAAUAAAGCCCAUAGUUGGGACAUAAGUGAUGUACAUGUGAUGCUAGUCAACCCUAUUAAUGAUUGGCGAACAAUUUUUUUGAUCUACUUGCCUUGAGAGUCCAUUCCACAGCCUAAUACAUCUCACCAUCAGGAAGCUUUUCCAGAUGGCCAACCUAAAAUUGCUUUUUAUCCUUCUUUCAUAAGACAGUCUCUCCAGCCCAUUAACUUCUAGUGCUGGGAACUUGUCCUGCCUUCCUUCCACAUCCUGAGCUCCCAAAACCCUCUACAACUGCAGGGUCACACAGUUCUCUCCCCCUUUCUCUCCCAGUCUCAGUUUCUUGCUUCCCAUCAGUAUCCAGUCUCAGAAUGUCCGUCUGUCCCCCGGCCACGCCACAGGCACCUUGUCCCAAUCUACUCUCCUCCUCUCAUCUCGAUCUGAUUCUUGUCUCUUCAACUAUUCAAUUCAGGUGGUUUCCUUUCUGCACUGCCUGGGCCCACAGGGGAAGACAGUCUCCCUGGGACAGAGUGCCAGGAGUGAACAGAUGAGCCUGUACUCUGACUGUGAUGCUGGCCAAGCCCCAGGUCUUAUUGGAUGGGAGGAGGGAUAGCUCAGUGGUUUGAGCAUUAGCCUGCUAAACCCAGGGUUGUGAGCUCAAUCCUUGAGGGGGCCACCUAGGGAUCUGGGGCAAAAUCAGUACUUGGUCCUGCUAGUGAAGGCAGGGGGCUGGACUUGAUGACCUUUCAAGGUCCCUUCCAGUUCUAGGAGAUAGGAUAUCCCACCCACUGCCCUACUUUUGGUCUGGGCUUCCUGCAGGGCUGAAGUCAUCUGUCUGUCCCCUCUAACACAUGGCCCCAGCCCUUUCCUGCUUAUAGGCUUGAUCCAUCAGCACUGGAGACCAUGGAAAUUAUGUCAUUGACUUCAAUGAGAACUAGACCAGGCCUUAGCUUUAGGCUCAUAUGUAAUACACGUUAUACCAAUAUCACCAUUGGAGUUGAUCCAAAGUCAGCACUAAAGAUGUUUGUGGAACUUUGAGUCCACAUUUCCUGCCUUUCAAAUGGUUUUUAUUUAUAUACUUCAAUGAAAACUGGUCACUAGGUGAAAUUUAAUGGCCUGUGUUAUACAGGAAGUCAGACUUGAUCAUCUAAGGACCCCUUCUGGCCUUAAAUUCUAUGAAUCUACAGAUUCUAUGAAUCUAUGAAUCUAUGAAUCUAUUUUUAAAAAUUAAACACGGUCCUGAAACUUUUUAAUGUCCUUUUUUAUUGAACUCCUACCCAUAGGUCUUACACCAAUCAGCCUAAUAAAACACAUCUCCAUGAUAUAUUCAACUGGGGAAUUAGUUCUGGAUUCCCAAUUCUUAUUUUAUCAUAGCAAUGGACAAGCUGCUUCACAGCCUGGAUCCUGUUCCCAUUGGUAAACGAUUAUUGGCUUUAAUGGUACAGGAUCAGGCCCAGUGUUUGUCAAGUGGAGCUUAAAUGGUAAAUCAUAAUUUCAAAUAACAAAGCACAGACACUAAGACAUUAAAUGAUACCAUAAGAAAUCAUGGCCUAAUUCCCAGCACUCAGAUUGUACAUUCUGAAACAUUCACACAGCUGAAGAAGAAUUCUCCAUUAAUCUUUCAAUAAUACCUGGCAUUCAAGUUCUUUACCUUUUUCAAAAUACUAAAUUCAAAUUAGUCCAAUUUCAGUUUAAAUUGUCUAUUUCUUUUUCUCUUCUUCUACGAGGUUUGGUAAUGGCAACUUUCCAAUAAUACUCUACUGUCUGCAGAGAGAGGCAGCAAUUCUGUCUCUGUCUCUGUCUCUGUCUCUGUCUCUCUCUCUCUCUCUCUCUCACACACACACACACACACACACACACACACACACACACACACACACGGCUCUCUCAGGAAGGCUUUACUUUUGUUCUUUCAUUUUUCAUUUUCAAGCCAUGGUCAUGGACAGUAGCUGUUUGUAUCUGUGGGGAAAAUGCAUUAAUUGUAAUGC
Molecule: messenger RNA, 3383 nt
Organism: Malaclemys terrapin pileata
Lineage: Eukaryota; Metazoa; Chordata; Testudines; Emydidae
Product: chondroitin proteoglycan 3-like
Exons: 6
Coding region: 180-455 (91 amino acids)
Source: RefSeq, a predicted model, not a curated record